Messenger RNA from Centruroides sculpturatus (bark scorpion), 3232 nucleotides. Its product is annotated as multidrug resistance-associated protein 4-like. The transcript has 19 exons. Bases 40 to 2796 code for a protein of 918 amino acids. Gene Ontology annotation, cellular component: membrane. The record is from RefSeq and is a predicted model, not a curated record. Gene Ontology annotation, molecular function: ATP hydrolysis activity; ATP binding; ABC-type transporter activity. Lineage: Eukaryota; Metazoa; Arthropoda; Arachnida; Scorpiones; Buthidae. Gene Ontology annotation, biological process: transmembrane transport.
AAGGAAGUCGAACCAACAUUAAAUGGGAUAUCACUAAACAUGCAACCGAGAGAAUUAUUAAUUGUUAUAGGUCCUGUUGGAUCAGGGAAGUCGUCUUUAUUAAUGUCCGUGUUGGGAGAGAUUCCAAUUACUUUCGGUGAAGUGUCCGUAAAAGGAAAGAUUUCGUAUGCUUCUCAAGAAGCUUGGGUGUUCAACGCAACUAUCAGAGAAAACAUCUUGUUUGGAGAAAAAUAUCAAGAAGAGAAAUAUAGAAAAAUCUUGCAUAUAACGGCUCUAGAAAAGGAUAUUAGCUUAUUUCCUAAAGGAGAUUUGACAAUCGUAGGAGAAAAAGGAGUUAUAAUGAGUGGUGGGCAGAAGGCAAGAAUUAAUUUAGCAAGAGCGCUAUAUGUGGAUGCCGAUAUUUUCCUCCUGGAUGAUCCACUGAGUGCUGUUGAUGUUCCAGUGGCAAAACAUAUCUUCGAAAAGUGUAUAAUGGAAUAUUUGAAAGACAAGAUAUGUAUUCUAGUUACGCAUCAAAUACAAUUUUUAAACUCUGCGUGUAGAAUUUUAGCGUUAAAGAAGGGGAAAUGUGAAUUUAUUGGAAAUUCUAAACAAUUGGAAAAUUUAGAAGCGCAUACAGGAAUAUUACCAAAGAAAGAAGUCUCUGAAAAUUAUAUUGAUUUAGAGAGUGCGGUAUUUAAUGAUGAUGAUGAUGAUGAUGAUAAAAUUGAAAGUUUUCAAUGUGAUAUGAAUGAUGAAAUUGAAGACAGAAACAAAAGUAAUGAGAAAGCCGAAGAUAACCAAACACCACGUGACAAUGAAGAGUUUAAGAAACCAGGAAUUUCAGUUUAUAAAUCAUACGUCAAUGCCGGAGCGGGACUUUUCUUCAAAAUUGUUAUUUUAUCCACGCUAAUUAUAUCGCAAUCCCUUACAUGUGCCAGCGACUAUUGGCUAAUCAAAUGGCUGCGAGAUAAAAGAAUCUAUAGCCACAGCAUUGAGAAUCUCGAAAAUAUUACAUCUAAUACAAGUAUUUUUCACAACAUUGAAGACGAAAAUUUUUAUCACAGUGAAGAAUUCAACAUGUAUGUUUACAUUGGAUUGAUAUGUGCCGUAUUUCUAACGAGUUUAGCUUCUGGAUUAUUGGUAUACAGAUUCUUUACAAUUGCUUCUUCCAAGCUGCACAACAAUAUGUUUCGUUGUAUCAUUCGAACUCCGAUAUCAUUUUUGGAUAACAGUCCCGUUGGGAAAAUUUUAAUUCGGUUUUCCAAAGAUGUUAAGUCCAUGGAUGAGUUGUUACCUUUCUUUACUUUCCUACUGAUAAGAGGAUGUUUUCUUAUUGCCGGCAUGUGUGUUCUUCAAGCGAUACUCUGUCCUUAUCUAUUUAUAUUGAUUGCUGUGCUUUUAGUAAUAUUCUGUGCUUUGUGGACCAUCUUUAGUCGAGUGUUGAAAAGUGUAAAACAUUUGGAAGGAAAAUUGAGAAGUCCAGUAUUUUCACAUCUGAGUGUAUCUCUUUACGGACUGACGACAAUUAGAGCAUUUAAAGCUGAAAGCAAAUUUAAAUCCAUGUUUAAUUAUUUGACAGUGAGAAGUCCAGUAUUUUCACAUCUGAGUGUAUCUCUUUACGGACUGACGACAAUUAGAGCAUUUAAAGCUGAAAGCAAAUUUAAAUCCAUGUUUAAUUCGUAUCAGGAUAAGCAUACUUCAACGUUGUUUAUUCACUUGUGUUUACUUCGAUGGCUUUUCGUAUACUGUCAAAUAAUUUCUUUCAUAAAUUUAAUUAUUACUGUUAUUAUUUUCAUUGUUUUAAAUAAUUCAGGUGACGCAGGAGGCAAAAUUGGACUUGCAUUAAAUUACGGAAUAAUAAUAACUACGAAUAUUCAAUACUUUAUUACAUUAGCAUCUGAAACGGACUUUCAGAUGAACUCGGUAAAGCGCAUUCUGAAAUAUAGCAAAUUGAAAUCGGAAGCUUCAUACGAAAGUUUGCCCGAAAAACGACCACCUUCGGACUGGCCCCAAACAGGAGUAUUUCAUUUCGAUAAUGUUUCUUUACAAUACUCCGAGGAUAAAAACAUCGUUUUAAAGAAUUUGACUUUUCGUAUUGGCUCUGGAGAAAAGAUAGGAAUUGUCGGGAGAACAGGAGCUGGAAAGAGUUCAAUAAUUGCUUCGUUAUUUCGCAUGACGGAGCCAACGGGAACAAUCACCAUCGAUGGAAUCGACACUAAGGAAAUCGGUCUUCGAGAUCUACGUAGUAAAAUAUCUAUCAUUCCUCAAGAUCCGAUGUUGUUUACCGGUCCUCUUCGAAGAAACAUCGAUCCCUUCAAUGAAUAUUCGGAAGAAACUCUGUGGAAAGUCAUGGAAGAGGUACAGUUAAAAGAAGUUAUUAGUAAAUUACCUGGAGGAUUGGAUACGCACUUAACGGAAGGAGGGAGAAAUUUCAGCGUGGGAGAAAGACAAUUAAUUUGUCUGGCCAGAACCAUUCUUCGCCACAAUAAAAUUCUCGUCAUGGACGAAGCAACGUCCAAUAUCGAUAAAAGGACCGAUUCCUGUCUACAGAAAAUAAUUCGAGAAAGAUUUAAAUCUUGUACUGUGUUGACAAUAGCCCACAGAUUAAACACAAUCAUCGAUUCGGAUAGAGUGCUGGUACUAGAUACAGGAAAACUACAAGAAUUUGACUCGCCGUAUGCAUUACUGAAGAACGUAAAUGGUAUAUUUUAUAACUUGGUAAAGAAGACGGGAGUAACUUCAAUGAAUGAAUUAUACAAAAUUGCCAAAGAGAAAUAUUACGCUAAAGAAAGGGUCGAACAAACAAAACUAUAAAACAGUGGAUUGUCUUUAAUGUAUAUCCAUCUUUUAUAGAUACGGUGUUGUGUGUUUUUUAACUCUGUUUUUAGAAAUAUUAAUUUAAGUUCUUAAACAUUAAGUUAGUAUUUCCGCACAUCAUGUUAAACAUAAAAUUAAUAAUAUGUAAACAUUUGUGAGUUAAACUGUGAUAAACAUUACUGACAGUAAUCAGAAAGUAUAGGAGAUAAUAUUUUAGCUAUAUUUACAAUGGUUAAUUUAAGAAAUGAAGUGACUUUUCAAGUAUUAAAGAAAAGUAAAUGACUUUAAUUUAAAUAAUUUAAUAGAAGUUUUGUUUAUGAAUUCUUUCAGGAAAUCUUAAUUGAAAAUUUAAUUCCAAUACUAAAUAUGUAUUCCAGCAAAAAUUUGCAUUACGGUAUUAAAUAAAAAUAAAAUUAGCAUAAAUUUUUCAGAA